This is a messenger RNA of Xiphophorus hellerii (green swordtail), 1022 nucleotides long. Its product is annotated as mpv17-like protein. Gene Ontology annotation, biological process: mitochondrial ribosome assembly. Gene Ontology annotation, cellular component: mitochondrion; cytoplasm; membrane. Lineage: Eukaryota; Metazoa; Chordata; Actinopteri; Cyprinodontiformes; Poeciliidae. The record is from RefSeq and is a predicted model, not a curated record. Bases 98 to 646 code for a protein of 182 amino acids. The transcript has 5 exons.
UCUUGGUUCUUCCACGUUCUGCAGAGCCAGUGGGAACUGUGUUUGUUUCAGUGGCUUUGGGGGUUUAAAGAGGAGCCAAAUUCAGAGACGCUUCACCAUGAACCGGGCCCGGGCCUUGUUUCAGUCUCACCCCUACAUCAGCAACGUUCUGGGAUACACGGCGCUGUUUGCCUCGGCGGACCUCAUCCAGCAGAGAGUCCUGGGUAGAAAUCCCGCCCCGGCAUCCGAGCGGUCCGCCGAGAUCGACUGGAAUCAGACGGCUCGAGUGGCGACUGUGGGCCUGUGUUUCCACGCCAACUUCAACUACCACUGGCUGCGAGGGCUGGAGAGGAUGCUGCCCGGCGGCGGGCUGAGGGCAGUGACGAGGAAGGUGGUGCUGGAUCAGCUGGUUGCUGCUCCGGUUACCAUCAGCGCUUUUUAUAUCGGUUUAAGCUUUUUAGAAAACAAAGACGACCUACUUGAAGACUGGCGACAUAAAUUCUGGACGUCUUACAAGGCCGGAGUGGUGUAUUGGUCAACGAUGCAGGCUGUCAACUUUGCCUUUGUGCCUCCUGUGGCUCGUACUGCGUUUGUGGGAGGAAUUGCUCUGACUUUCACCAUCUUUCUAUGUCAUCUUAGACAGCAGCGUGGCCACAAACCUGACUAAACCUCAGACAUUUAUGUUUAGGAGACAUAUUGUAAAAAUAAUGGCAUUAACUGAAGCUCAUUUGAAGGGGAGGUUAUAUGUGAAAACUCUGAAAGAAUAACAUUCACACAGAUGAUUGUCUCUUUCCAAGUUGCUCACUGUGAUCUGUUUACAAAUAUUAAAUAAAUGAAUGCAUAAAUGCCUGAUCUUUGCUGCUCUUGUGGUUUUUAAAUCUACUAAACAUGAUUUCAUGCAGCCUGCAUGUGUGUGUAGGUUUUUUGUCCCUUUGUAACCAACAAUCUCCUCCAUCUUUAUUAUGUCACAUCUGUUUUCAUUUGUUUUAUAAACUUGGUUAUUGAGGUUUAUACUGCUGACAUUUUUUUUUGUUUAAUUCAUC